UUGGGUUCGAAAACAAAUCUUUUUGCCGCUACGAGUAAAUUGAUUUUGGAUUUAGGGUUUUGGAUUUCAUGUGUUAGUCUCUCCAUCGAUCGCGACCUGAGUUUUUAAAGCGUCUUACCGGGAUUUCGCCAUUACCGCCGCCGACGAUCCCCAAUAUUUCGCAGUGCAAUUGAAGUGUCGCCACUCUUUUCCAUUUCCUUUGUUUAGAGUUCUGUUAUGGAGGACAUUGAGAAUAAUAUUGAAGAAGAUGAAUUUGGGUUCUCGAGAAAUUACUUUCUCGCAAAAGAAUUGGGUGGAACAGGCAAGAAAUCGGCUCAUAAACUCUCCGAUAUCAAUGUCGUUGAUGAGCAGGAGCUUAGAGCAGCGGCAUCUAACAUCGAAAUGAAACAUGAGAAAGAGAUUGCUGCGCUGAUGGAUGAAUACAAGACUAUGUACCCUAAGUGGGUCUUUGAGCUGAGGUGUGGCUUUGGCCUUUUAAUGUAUGGAUUCGGAUCUAAGAAGGCUCUAAUUGAGGAUUUCGCAUCUUCUUCUUUGACUGAGUAUUCAGUCGUGGUUGUCAAUGGCUACCUCCCUUCUGUAAACUUGAAACAGGUUUUGACAACCUUAGCUGAACUACUAUCUGAUCAGUUGAAAUCUAGAAGAAAGAGUUCUUCUGCGAGCUCGUGUAAAUGUCAGGAAACGUUUUCUUCUCGUUCAAUAGACGGUCUUCUCUCUUUUCUACAUGGCCCUCAGUCAGACGACAAAGACUGCUUUGUAUGUGUUGUCAUUCAUAACAUUGAUGGACCUUCUCUAAGAGACUCCGAAUCACAGCAAACCCUAGCCCGUCUUGCUUCCUGUUCACAUAUACGCAUCAUUGCCUCCAUUGACCAUGUUAACUCACCAUUACUAUGGGACAAGAAAAUGGUUCACACACAGUUCAACUGGUUGUGGCACCAUGUUCCGACAUUUUCACCAUACAAGAUCGAAGGAAUCUUUUUCCCGCUGAUUCUUUCACAAGGAAGCUCGGCCCAGACCGCCAAAACAGCCGCCAUAGUCUUGCAGAGUUUGACACCCAAUGCCCAGAAUGUCUUCAAGAUCCUUGCAGAGUAUCAGCUCUCACACCCAGACGAAGAUGGCAUGGCGACGGAAAAUCUUUACACGAUGGCGCGGGAACGAUUCUUUGUGAGCAGCCAAGUGACACUGAAUUCACACUUGACGGAGUUCAAAGACCAUGAACUGAUCAAGAUUAGACGGAACUCUGAUGGACAAGACUGUCUCUGUAUUCCUCUUGCCCCCGAAGCUCUUCAACAGCUCUUGCUUGAUCUCAGUCAAUAGCUCUAUCCAAAUGUGAAAUCUCUAUUUUUUUUUUCUCAUUGAAAUUUUUUGCUUUCACUUAUCAUUAUGAUUUAAUUCCGAUUAGGUUCUCUUCUGAUCUCAAUUAGUAUUGUAAAUUAUGUUUAAACAGACAUCUUUAGUUGUGUUUA
This is a messenger RNA of Tarenaya hassleriana, 1463 nucleotides long. RefSeq names its product origin of replication complex subunit 2. The transcript is spliced from 7 exons. Gene Ontology annotation, biological process: DNA replication. NCBI's taxonomy places the organism in Eukaryota, Viridiplantae, Streptophyta, Magnoliopsida, Brassicales, Cleomaceae. Gene Ontology annotation, cellular component: nuclear origin of replication recognition complex; nucleus. The coding region runs from base 217 to 1314 and encodes 365 amino acids. The record is from RefSeq and is a predicted model, not a curated record. Gene Ontology annotation, molecular function: DNA replication origin binding.